Messenger RNA from Pocillopora meandrina, 1151 nucleotides. Lineage: Eukaryota; Metazoa; Cnidaria; Anthozoa; Scleractinia; Pocilloporidae. The record is from the annotation of a GenBank genome assembly.
GAAAUUCCACUCGUCAUUCUAUCACGCAGAAGAAUGGCGUCCGCGAAGGAAAAAACGGCUAAGCGAUCGCCAUCUAAAACUGAUACUACGGGAGAAAAUACGAGUACUCCGACUGUGUUAAACACAUUUGCCAACGACGGUAGCUUUCUAGAACUUUUUAAGAAACGAAUGGAAGCAGAGUCUCAAAAACUGCAGUCGAAAUCUGAAAGUACGGUUGGGCAAAGUACAAGUUGUGAAAAGAAAGAUGAAAAGACAGUGGACAAAGAAUCAUGUACAAAGAGAGAUAACGAUGGAAAAGCUCCUGGGCCUUCGCUUCCAUUAACACAGCAGGUCUGGUUUAGUGAGGAAAGAAUGAUAGAGUUGUAACUUUUAUGGGGAAACAUUCCUAUGUGGAAUGUUUCGUUUUGCGCGGCUGAACGAGAAAGAUAUAUAAUCUGAAAUAUCUCAAGAACCCUUAGGGUGACUAGCAUCUAGUCUCUCCCUACAAUAUCAUCCCUGAAUCACACAUUAAGAUCAUGAGAAUAAAGGAAAUGAUCACCAACGAAAGAAGCUUUUGAUCGCUAAACAAAUUCUCCUCGUCAGCACCUUAAGAAAUGUAUAAAGAACAGUAUGGAUAAUAUACAUACUGAUGUUAGGGUGUAAAGGGUUAUUCUUAUCUUAUUUCGAAGUUGAAAUUGUUUCAAUUUUUUAUAAGAUUACAAGGGGUUGCACACCAACGUUCUACAUUGCAAUGCAUUUCCAUUGCUUUUGUCAACAGAUGAAAAUUAUUUUUAACUUUGUUUUAGGAAGACUUGGCAUUUUCAAACUUUGGUUACAUACUCUUGCUUGUUGUUUGAUCAAAACCAUGCAGCUUGGAUAGCAUGUUUGUUUGUUUGGUUAAGUUAAUGAUAUUUUUAUUGACCAAAAAAUCGUGAUUCAAUUCACUAGUUGCAAGGUGGUUUUAAUCAUAUACAGAAGGAAAACAUUUCAAGCGGCAUUUACCAGCUGUUUGGGCUUGAUGUUGUCUUAUGGUAUUAGUAUUAAUCUAACAAAUCUAGGGUAAGAGGCAAUUUACUGUUGGAAAGAUGGGUGGUGCAUCACGGCAGAUCCAUGCAAAGAAAAUGAAGAAGGACAAAGCAGCAGCUGAAGCAGUGAAAAAGGCUCAGGAAGAG